AUGACGACGGGCGCCGAGUUCAAGCCGGCGCUGUCCAAAAUGGGCACGUCCCAGCUCCGUGACCCUUUCGGCGCGGAUUCGGGCCGCCUAGGCACCCAGCCGCGCAUGUUCAAGAAGCAUAAGGUUCUCCCGCACCCCCGGAAAGAUGGACAAGUGGGGAUUCAACCAUCGGGGCCGAGAAAGUUUGAUGUUAGAACCAAGGCGCCACUGUCGCGAAGUUCUGGCCCACCCGGCUCAAGCCCUCAAAGCCAGAAAUCAAUAAGGGCAGGGGGAGGCCCUGAGCCUCCUCCGACGCCGCCAGCGCAUUCCCGAACAUCGUCGUCGAGUCAUUCUGUCAAGCUUACGAGCCCGACCUAUGUUAGCAGUCCUCUGCAAAGCGCCGAGAAUGUUUCGUCGCGUCCGCCGGCGACGCCAACAAACCAGGAAACCCCGCCGACCCCUAACCUGACUCCCGACCGAACGCCACCAGGGCCCUCUGAGCGCCGCGCUAACAAGCCACGGCCGCCGAUAAGCGAUCGCAUACCGUCAAAGGUGACCAUCGACUCGAGAACCGAGUCGUUCAGAACCGCCCCCGAGAACCCGUAUUCGUCGGAUGAUGAAGACGAUGGCAGGUCGACCUUGCGUCCGAUAAUACCGUCUGCAAAGACGUCCCAAAGCACCGUGCGCCAAGUCAACGCAGAAGUAAAGACAAAACCGCAACCGAUAGGCCUAGGGCUCGGGCUAGAAUCGAGUCCGGGAGGGGAACUGACACCCAAAACCGCAAAGGAAUUUAACACUUUUGAUGGUGACUGGGGCGAAGGCGGAGGCUCGAGUAGCGAGGUGGAGGAAGAGUGGGACUACAACUUAGGCCGGAACGUAAUAGUCAAGAAACGACGACCGACAAAGCAAGCGAGCGGGUUUAAGGAUGAGGUCUUUGAGGACCAAGCGACGGCCACUCUGACAAAUGCCACCAAGGCUCUGCGGUCGAUCUCUCUACAAGAGAGCCCGCUAGUCUACCCUUCUCGCAGGGUUGUUUCGGACCAACUUCCAGCUCGGACUGCUCCCUCGAACUCGGAGUCGUCUAUCAGCAUCGACUUGAGACGAUCUUCAAUCAUGUCCACCAAGUCAACAGCGUCGACUGUAGUCGAAGCAAUUCUCGUCGAGACAGUUCCUCAACGACGCAAGACUUUGCGCCAUGUGAGAAAGCAGAUUACGUUGCGAGACUCGAGCUCGGACCUGUCUCCAGCCAGCUCCGCUCCAACUUCCAUCUCAGCAACCGUCGACGACAAUCGUCGGCCACGCCUAUCGAGCACCAAAGUGGGAGAAGCCCCGAGGCAAAGCUAUACUUCCAUCAACUCGGUCAAUUCAGUCUCGAGCCGCAAGGCGCGAAGGGAGGUAUGGAAGAAUGGCGGCAUACCUGUUGUAGUGGUCCCAGACCGCCGCUCCUCGGUCAAAUCGAACAGCAAGGAACCCUCUCUCCGGUCCGUGAGUAGCCGGAAGUCUAAGCGAAGCCAGAGCUUGAACUCUGUCUCGGUAUCACAGGUUUCAAAACCCAAAGACAACGUUCCUAUAUUCGAGAGGCCCGUCCGCCGGAGUCGGACACUCUCCGAGUCGGACGGGUCUCGCUCAGGGGAUCAGCGGACAAUCGAUUUCCCACCAACUAUCCCCACGCGCUCGUCCUCGCUUUCGGCUCCCACAAGCCGAAACGCCUCUCGAACAGGCUCUCUGACCACGGAAAGCUUGAGGGCUCAUAAUGCUUUCCAGGUGCAACAGGCGCACCAUGCGCUACAGAAAGCUCAUGAAGAGAUUGAGACCCUCCAAGGCGAAACACCACUGCUCAAACGUGAUGACAACACCCAUGACGACCAGCAGUCUGAUCGAGAGUCCACCGAGACGCCCCUGCCCAUUCAGGUCGAGCGCCCCCAACCCGAAGUUACGAUUCAGCGUGUUCCUUCAACUGAAUCAAAAAAGUCCAGAGAUGAACCUCAGCCGCAGUCUUCCAAUGAACCUGAGGUUAAUGAGGAUCAUGGGCACCGGCUUAGCGUUGACCGUUAUGGAGACCCCUUUUUUGGAAAGAGGCUGUCUGUUCAGAACACGCCCUUUUCUCUAGCUUCUGUGGACACGACUGGGACUUCCCACGCUGAGGUGUCCGAGGCUAUGGCAGUCAACAUCUAUCCGCACCAGAACAAGUCGCUUAUGAUAGUCGAGCACUCUGCUCGGCCAUCAGAGAGCUCCUCCCUCGAACGCUACAAGACAUCGGAGACUGAGACUCCCACGAUCCGGGCGAUUGACGUAGACAGCGGCAGCGGCAUCCCGGUCACUCCGCCACAAACCUUUUCGAUGGAUGAUGUGGACUCUCCUCUGAGGAACCCAAGAGCACCUCCCGAGCCGCCCUCUCUUCAGUUUAUUCCAGCAACCCCAUCUGGACUGACACCCACGACGGAGAAGGAGAAAAUGCUAGGAAACUUCUUUGAGAUGGCCGAGGAAGAGCCAAAACGCGGUUUAUCGCUUUUGCGGCGUACCCUGGGCCGUCGCCGGACCUCGGAAUAUGGACCUUCUCCUCCCCGUCCCGUUGGCCUUCUCACGAGAACCUUUUCUCUGUCUAGGAGUAUUAGGAAGGGCCGCGAAGGCGAGAAAGACGAAGGGCCCGGGCUGAGGAGACACUCUACUACGGACGACGGACCGGCAGACGAAAACAGGCUCCAUCCUUUCUGGCAGCCGGCCUACAUUGAAGACUCCGACUCUGACCCGGAAGAUUGGUAUGAGGAGACACCCGUCGACCGAACGUACAAAUACCCGACCAUUGAUAACCGCCCGGCUUUACCCCGCCGGGGCUUGAGCGCUCGCAUGAAGAAAACUUUCGCCAUACUACCCUCUCGAGACGAGUACGAGGACACCAGUGCCACACGCGAUGCCCCGGAGCGUAGGACGAUCCGGCGCACGCCGAGCGGUAAUCUGCGUGUGAUGAAGUUUCGGAGGAGCAUGGAGUCCCUGACACGACCCCCGUUGCAUGACGAGAGGCCGUAUACAGCGCCGGAGCAGAAAGAUGGCGGCGGCCGACACCUUCGUUUCUGGCGAUCGCCAAGUCUCUCUAGGGCGGCAAGGGGCCCAAAGAAGAGGGCGUCAGCUGAGUCGGUGAAGAAGAGUGGAAGCGAUUUCUUGCCUUCGCUCGGCAAGCGCAUCAACUUUCCCCGCCGGAUGAGCGAGCGUCGGCGUGUGAAGAGAACCGAAGAGCUGCGCCGAAUGAUAAGCGGGCCUCGGGAGGUUAGGGACGGUGUAGGAGACGUGAUUCGCCGGACUAGCUACCGGGAGACGUAUUAUGAGCAGCAGCAGAAGCAACAACUGCUACUGCUGCAGGAACAGCAGGAGCGACGUUUCUGA
Messenger RNA from Lasiosphaeria miniovina, 3360 nucleotides. RefSeq lists its product as uncharacterized. The transcript has a single exon. Lineage: Eukaryota; Fungi; Ascomycota; Sordariomycetes; Sordariales; Lasiosphaeriaceae. The record is from RefSeq and is a predicted model, not a curated record. The coding region runs from base 1 to 3360 and encodes 1119 amino acids.